Meyerozyma guilliermondii ATCC 6260 is the source of this 600-nucleotide messenger RNA. RefSeq names its product Emp24p (gene EMP24). Gene Ontology annotation, biological process: endoplasmic reticulum to Golgi vesicle-mediated transport; intracellular protein transport; Golgi organization. The transcript has a single exon. The coding region runs from base 1 to 600 and encodes 199 amino acids. NCBI's taxonomy places the organism in Eukaryota, Fungi, Ascomycota, Pichiomycetes, Serinales, Debaryomycetaceae. Gene Ontology annotation, cellular component: COPII-coated ER to Golgi transport vesicle; endoplasmic reticulum-Golgi intermediate compartment; endoplasmic reticulum. The record is from RefSeq and is a predicted model, not a curated record.
AUGAAGUCGGUAUUGGCGUUGUUUUUUGCAUUUUUGGCCACGGUUCUGGCCCACAACGUGCUCCUUCCUCCACAUGGAAAACACUGUUUCUUUGAAGAAGUGCGUAGUGGUGAUGAAUUGGCUGUUAGUUUCCAGGUGGGGUCUCGUGAUCCCAAGAAUCUGGAACAGUUUAUGAUUGAUUUCUACGUAACAACGCCCAAUAACCAGGUAGUGUUGAAGAGAACCGACCUCGACCAUGGAGACGAACUCAUCAAGGUCGAUACCAAUGGAAAAUACUACUACUGUUUCUCCAAUGAAAGGUCCAGUAGAGUCGACGUGGAUGUGUCUUUCAACGUUCAUGGAGUCAAAUAUAUCGAUGCCAGUGACUCGAGGUCCAAUACUUUGGACUAUGCCAUCCAACGGUUAUCACAAUUAACCGAUGAUGUUCGCGCAGAACAGAGUUACUUGGUAAUGAGAGAGAGAACCCACCGUAAUACUGCCGAGAGUACCAACGAUCGGGUCAAGUGGUGGUCUGUGUUCCAAAUUGCGGUUGUGGCCAUCAACUCGCUUUUCCAAAUUUAUUACUUGAAGCGGUUUUUCGAGGUGAAGAGCGUGGUAUAA